Callorhinus ursinus (northern fur seal) is the source of this 1509-nucleotide messenger RNA. Lineage: Eukaryota; Metazoa; Chordata; Mammalia; Carnivora; Otariidae. The record is from RefSeq and is a predicted model, not a curated record.
UCACCUGGCCAUGACCCCAGCACCCCUAGGGACCCUGGCCCAGCCCUGAGCCCUGGAACCUGCAGCCCCCUCCCCUGGGCCAUGGCCAACUCAGGCCUCCAGCUCCUGGGCUACUUCCUGGCCCUGGGUGGCUGGGUGGGCAUCAUUGCCAGCACAGCCCUCCCGCAGUGGAAGCAGUCCUCCUACGCGGGCGACGCCAUCAUCACGGCCGUGGGCCUCUACGAAGGGCUCUGGAUGUCCUGCGCCUCCCAGAGCACCGGGCAGGUGCAGUGCAAACUCUAUGACUCACUGCUCGCCCUGGAAGGUCACAUCCAGUCAGCGCGAGCCCUGAUGGUGGUGGCCGUGCUCCUGGGCUUUGUGGCCAUGGUCCUCAGCGUGGUCGGCAUGAAGUGCACUCGGGUUGGAGACAGCAACCCCAUCGCCAAGGGCCGCAUCGCCGUCUCUGGGGGUGUCCUCUUCCUCCUGGCAGGCCUCUGCACUUUGACAGCUGUCUCGUGGUAUGCCACCCUAGUGACCCAGGAGUUCUUCAACCCCAGCACACCUGUCAACGCCAGGUAUGAGUUUGGCUCGGCCCUGUUCGUGGGCUGGACGUCCGCGGGUCUGGCCAUGCUGGGGGGCUCCUUCCUCUGCUGCACGUGCCCGGAGCCUGAGAGAUCCAACAGCAGCCCGCAGCCUUACCGGCCUGGCCCCUCGGCUGCCGCCCGAGAGUACGUCUGAGCCCGGGACUCCGCCGGCCCCUGCAGCACCCUGGGCAGGGCCAAUAGGGCACAGCGCGCCCCGCGAGCUCCGUUAGGGCUCUGAGCAGCUUGUCCCCACACAGGCACCCACCCUGCGCUCUGAGACUCAGACCCAGACACUCAGAGGGAGGCCAGAGGCAGGCCCCAGCCCACAGGAGCACACGCCUGUCCUGGAGCAGGUGUGGACCCGUCUGCACAGCACACGGGCACCAGCACGUUUCCUGUCCAGGUGCCAGCGCUUUCCUGGGGUGGCUUUUUUACUCCCUGCAGGGCCCUGGGGACACAGCCACAAAGACAGCCCUUGGUGCCGCAUGCCCUGGGGUGGCCAGAGCCCUUCCCCUCCCCGGGCUGGCAGGCUCCUCACAGCUACCCCAUGCAGGGGGCAGUGUGCCAGGAUGAUGAAUGCUCCCCCUUACACAUGAGGAAACAGGGUCAGGGACACCAAGAGGCUUGACCCCGCUCUUCCUGAAUUCAGGUCCCAGGCUCUUCCAGUACGCCCAGCACCACGCGGACACCCCCACGCAUGGCUCGGCCAGCACACAGCCAGCCCGCCCCCAGGAGUGGGCCCCAGGGAGGGCUGCCGUGGGUGCCCGGGUCUGACUGCGCUGGUCAGUUCCUGCAUCUGGGCCUGCACCCCACAGCCCCUGCCCCACCCUGCUGCUCACCCCACUAACCAGCUCUCCUCUCUUUUGACUUGCAGACCAGUUGUUAAGUUGUCCGCCUCCGCCAAGGGCCCCCUGGGUGUGUAAUGUCCAGGUCCCCAAUCUGACUC